AUGCGGAAAUGCACGAUGGCACCGAAGCCGUCAAUCAAACAGCAGGAGCAUUCCAAUCCCCAGGCAAUACCCGCUGCACUACCCGAGAACAGCCCCAUGCAAGGCGUGGACUCCCAGGACGACAUCGUUGGAGUGAUCAACUUGGCUCGUCAGCUGGCCGAUAGGAUUGGCGCGACGGCUGAAGGGUCCAAUCUGCCGGAGCCCGUCGAGCCCGCCGAGCCGCCACCGGUUACCGAGUCUUGCGUUACUCAGGCAGGAGCUCCAACGGAUCAAGCUGCCGCCAGCUCAGAGUCGACCAGUGCUGCUCCACCGGCCGAUACUUAG
Puccinia triticina is the source of this 324-nucleotide messenger RNA. RefSeq lists its product as uncharacterized. The coding region runs from base 1 to 324 and encodes 107 amino acids. The record is from RefSeq and is a predicted model, not a curated record. Lineage: Eukaryota; Fungi; Basidiomycota; Pucciniomycetes; Pucciniales; Pucciniaceae. The transcript is spliced from 2 exons.